AUGGAAGAGCUCCUGAACCUGUACCCUAGCGAAAUUAAAGGUUUAAGCGAAGACAACUAUGGCUUGCUUAACCGGUUUGUAAUGGCCCCUCGGGAGAGGAAUGAAAAGUGUGAUGACGCUGACAAUGUUAGGGAGGAAGAAGGAGAAAAGAAUGAAGCCGCAGGGAAGGAAGGGACAAAUUUUGACCAUGCAAAGGAAGUAGACACAGAUGAUGGUUAUUAUGGGUCAGACAGACUGUACGAUAAUGGAAAUGACAAAAAUAAGCUUCCCUUUGACAAAAAAAAACACGAAAAGUUGAUAAAAAAAAUAUGCUAUCGUAACGAUUUAAAAUACUACAAUUAUUACAUUAACAAUUUUGAAAAAAUAAAAAACAUCAAAGGGAUAAAGGACAGAGGAGAAAAUCGAAUUUGCGUGUUAAUCCUUUGCCUAAAUUAUAUAUACUGCAAUUUAAAUAAUGAAAUUAUGACCAUUCAUGAAUUGAAAAGGCAAAUAAAAAAAAACAUCACCAAGACCAGAGUUUAUUGCAAAAACUUAGCCAAAAUUUUGUUUAUCAUAUGUGGUAAAUUACAAAUAAAAAAUUUUACAAAAAAUGAUAUACUUUCAUAUAUGGAAAAGUGUAUUACAACGAUAAUUAAGAGGCUGAAAUAUUUGGACGAUAAUGUGGAACGUCAGGCUGACCUCCAUGUGAGUAGCAGGGCGAACAUUUUUGAUGGCAUUUUCGAUUUUAUAAAUAAUGGCUCCUGUGAUGAUUUUGUUAUGAAGGAGGAAGGGGCACUAUUCGGUGAGGUAACUUCAGAUGUGGAAGAAGUGGGGGAGAUUCCCCACGCAUGCCUAAACGAUACAGAUAAUACACAGAGUGAAAACUGCAGUAUCAGGCGCACGGAGGGGAUAAGAAGAAAAUCCAAAACGCAGAAGAGAAAAAAUGAAAAAGAUGAGGGCAAUGAAAGGAAAAGAAAAAACACCACAACGUCGAAAGAAGUGACAAAAGAUAUAGACAAAAAUGUGAUGAUCGAAUUUUUGGAAAAAAAUGUAACGUUGCUAUCUUUAUACUGCUGCGUGGUAUACUCCAUAUUCAUUCUUUCGAAUCGAACUGAAAAUAUGGACACCAAUUUGUACAACAAGGAGAGUAGAAAGUGCGGCGGGAAUUUGCAUUAUUUUCUGUGUUCGUCCAUUAUCAUCACUUUUGAUGUAUUCAAUAUAAAGGUAAAAGACCAGUUUGUUUGUUCCUGCCUAGGUGUUGUCCAACAGACGAUAGCGACAGAAAAGAAAAAAAUGCUGAAAUUCUUUUUAACCACAUUUAGUCAGUUUCUUGGAUUGGACGUACCCUCCAUUCAGGCAGUCCCCCUAUUCAUGCGCAUCCUUUUUAGCAACUACAUCCUCCUGCAAAUGUACUUAUUUUACAUCGUACAAAAUUACCAAUUGAUAAAAAAAGAGGGCUUCCUACUUGCAAUGGAGCAGUUGCAAAUCUUUUUAGCGAAACUGUUUGGAAUUAUUCACCAGAAGUUUUUAAACGUAGCAGAUAUUUCUGUGGAUUACGACUUGUUCCUUCGAUCGGAUUGGGUUUGUAAAAACAUCGUGCAGCUCGUUUCGCAAAAUGAUAACCUUUCAACUGUGAAGAAGUUGUUAAAAGAUUUAACCAAAAGUUACCCAACGGAGCAGGAAAGGAAAACUCGAGGUGAAUAUAGUUUUGAGGAGUCCUACCAGAUAGACUUGAACCAUAUUGAUUUGUACAUCCCUCGAAUUUUAGCUCACUGCUUGGGUAUCUGUAAAGGGCAAAUUCCACCAACUGAUAACCCCCUUCCAUGUCUUUCUGUGGGGGAAGAGAAGACUAUCCUCGAGCAUCACCACAAGAAGGGGAAUGAAUUGGCAAGUGUGAUCAACGUUAAGUCGUCACUCCACGAGGCAAAUGCAUACGGGGAAGACACGUUUGAUUAUCAGAGGGAUAUAUUCGAUGAGGAUGGAAUGGAUCGAAGUGCUUCCCUGAAUUGUAGAAAUGAGGGGAAUGGCGACCCGAAUACCUACGACGAAUCAACACGAAGUAGCAGCUCCAAUAACACCCCAUGCACAAAUGCACACAGAAAAAGCCCCAACAGUGGAGUAAAGAAGAAACAGGAAGCUUGCCUAGAGGAAACAAAACUGGAGGGAAAUCACGCAGCCCAUUUUGAAAAAGGGGAUACAUUAAAAACACAAUGUGAAAAUGCCUCACUGGACUUCUUCUCCUGCCAUAUAAAAAUUUUGAAAAAAAUAAACCUACAAAAUAUACACGAAAUGAACAUGGAAAUAAUUCCAUUUUUUAACGUGAAGAUAGUUGUUCAGUUUUUAUUCUACAGUGUUUUGAAGAGCAUUAUUUACAAUUGUUAUUCGGUCAGUUUUUUUAGUGUCCACAAUUUGCACCGGUCCGUUAGUACCAGGAAAAGCGCAAAAGAGGAUUCACGUGUGUGUGAAGAAUUGCAAAAGGGGGAACCUCCUUUCAUGUCCAUUUUUUUAAAAAACAAAAUUGCCAGUAAAAUCAAAGAAAUGAAGGGUAAAAAAUACACCUUCCAAAAAUACAUAAUUUGUGAACAACCCUACUACAUAGAGAAGUUUCAAAAUUGUAAAAUGUUUGGAGAAGAGGCGAGGAGGUUUUUAAGUGACCAACAUAUUAAACUGGAGAGUGUUAAGGAUUUGUUCCCGAAGUGUGCUAUUGAGGAAGGCGCGAAUGACUCCCUUUUCUUGGAUACUUCCAGCGACCGUACUUUUAAUGGCGCUGCUGUCCAGGCGGAGGGGGAACAGUCUCCCUUGUGUAGAAAUGACAAAUUGUCCGGGAGUAGCGCAAGUGGAAGUGGAGGAAUUAAAGGAAGUAAGAACAUGCUGAUGCGAAGCAACAGCCACGGCAGAAGUGACCCCCACAACGGGAAGAAAAUAAAAAUAGCCCUAUGCCACUACGACGUGAGUGUCGAUAAUUGCAACGAUUGCCACAACAGCCUAAAGGAAGAGCCAUUCACCCUGUUCGAUUAUAUUUACAACAGCAAAAUGAUGAAGGAAUACAAAAACGUCGGGCAGUUAUUCUCCAGAAAAAACUUUACUCUACUUUUUAACAUGUUUAACAAUAUGAAUUAUCCAUUCCAUGGAAAUAAAAAAAAAUUAGUAAAAAUGAACGACUGUUUGUACCACACCUACCAUUUAAUAGGCAUUAAAAAAAUUGCCGGCAAUGGGUAUAGCUUCACCUACAAAAACGAGCUAAAUGACAAUUAUUACAAAGUCCUAAAAACGAAAAUUUGUAACAUUCUGUCUUUGCAAGACAUUUAUUUUUUGUUUAACCGAUUUUUUUAUUUCUUGUUUGUUUAUAUCAAAUCGCACUGCUGCUUUGGGGCGAAAACUGGCGGCCAUUCAGGCACUGCCGAUGAAGUAGAGCCCCUGCCAACGCAGUCAUCGCAGUCAUCACAAGCAGCGAAGGUUUGUCCCUGUAACAAGGCCAACUGCUGUUACAAAAUUAAAACCAUUGUGUUAUUUGGAAACGUCUAG
Molecule: messenger RNA, 3504 nt
Organism: Plasmodium coatneyi
Lineage: Eukaryota; Apicomplexa; Aconoidasida; Haemosporida; Plasmodiidae
Exons: 1
Coding region: 1-3504 (1167 amino acids)
Source: RefSeq, a predicted model, not a curated record